UCUCUUUUCACAUCAUUUUCAUCUUCCACACUUUUUUUUCCUCCUCCCUUAAUUUUCCUUCCAACCCCAGAGCCACUUCCUCCGCCGCAAUCCGCCGCCGCAGCCCCAAUUAUUGUAGAAAAAAGGUGAAACCCCACCGUGAGUGUAACAAUUCAAUCCGUUUGCUUCACAAAUUCACCCGAAAUUGAUUAGCAUUAACCGCUUCAAUCCGACGCUGAUUUUUGUUUCCCGUUCAUUCAGAUCUUCAUUUUCUCAGCCGAUCUAUUCCUGUCGUCCUACGCCGCGCCUUUUUUCUGUUCUUCGUGUUACUUUGGGUUCUUUCCGGAAUAGCAUAUUCAGAGCAUCUUCACAAUCAUCAUUUAUACUGUCAUUCAAAUCUCUGAAACCAUUUGCCGCACAGAGAUUCUGCAGAAGAUACUUAUCGAUGGCUAGUGAUUCAAUUCAAUGCGUUUCUAAUGGCAACGAUAAUGCACAGUCAAUACCCGAGAGAAGCUACCAAGUUGUGGUGGCAGCAACUCCUGAUAUGGGCAUUGGGAAAGAAGGUAAACUGCCAUGGAGAUUGCCCGGUGACCUUAAAUUUUUCAAAGAGAUAACUGCAACUACUUCGGAUCCCAAUAAGAAGAAUGCCGUUUUGAUGGGGAGAAAAACUUGGGAAAGCAUUCCCCCUCAGUUUCGCCCAUUACCUGGUCGACUAAAUGUCGUACUGACUCGUUCUGGUAGUUCCGAUUCUAAUUCCGACGAGAGUGUUGUUUUCUGUGGUAGUAUGUCGUCAGCUCUAAAAUUACUAGCAGGACCGCCCUAUAGUUUUAACAUAGAGAAGGUUUUUCUUAUAGGAGGUGGCCAGAUUUUGAGGGAAGCAUUUAAUGCAUUGCAGUGUGACGCGAUCCACAUAACUGAACUCAAGAGUUUUAUCGAAUGCGACACGUUUAUACCUCCUAUAGAUAUGUCGGUUUAUCAGCCAUGGUACUCGUCCUCCGUCAUUGAGGAGAAUGGUAUCAAGUAUUGCUUUGCAACGUAUGUCCGUUUGAAGAACUCCAUUAAAGGACCUGUUAGUACAUCACAUUCCAAUAGAUUAAAACUCUCGGAUUUUACUUUCCUGCCAAAACAUAUUUUUGAUAAGCAUGAAGAGUUCUUAUACUUGAGACUGGUUCAAGAUAUUAUUUCGAAUGGGAAUAAUAAAGAUGACAGGACAGGAACUGGGACACUUUCGAAAUUCGGUUGCCAGAUAAGAUUCAACCUGCGCAAAUCUUUCCCUCUUCUUACGACAAAGAGGGUUUUCUGGCGAGGAGUUGUUGAAGAGCUUUUGUGGUUCAUCAGUGGUUCAACAAAUGCUAAGAUUCUACAAGAAAAAGGGAUACAUAUAUGGGAUGGUAAUGCAUCCAGAGACUUUCUUGACAGUAUCGGACUGACAGAGAGAGAAGAGGGUGAUCUGGGACCAGUAUACGGGUUUCAGUGGAGACAUUUUGGUGCAAGAUACACCAAUAUGCACGACGACUACACAGGACAAGGGAUUGAUCAGUUGAUGGAUGUUAUUGAUAAAAUAAAAAAUAAACCCGACGACAGACGUAUUAUUCUUUCUGCUUGGAAUCCUUCCGAUCUUAAAUUGAUGGCACUACCCCCAUGCCACAUGUCUGCACAGUUUUAUGUAGCCAACGGUGAGCUGUCUUGCCAGAUGUACCAACGGUCUGCUGACAUGGGUCUUGGAGUGCCGUUUAACAUUGCAUCGUAUGCGCUUUUAACGUGUAUGAUUGCUCAUGUUUGUGGUCUUGUUCCUGGUGAUUUUAUCCAUGUAUUUGGAGACGCCCACGUUUACAAAACUCACGUCGGUCCUCUACAAGAGCAACUCAAAAAACUACCAAGACCUUUCCCAAUAUUGAGGAUCAACACUGAGAAAAAGGACAUCGAUUCAUUUGUUGCCGGUGAUUUUGAACUUGUGAAUUACGAGCCCCACCAGAAGCUGGAGAUGAAAAUGGCAGUGUGAAGCAGUUGCUAGAGGUAACUGAUGCAAUUAACCCGAUGCUUCAUCGUCGGUCGAGUUUGUGCACUUAGGCCUCGUUUGGGAAUAUUGAUAGGAUUGAUUAGAUUGAGGAGGAUUAUAUUGUUCUGUGAUAAUGUAAUAUGAGGUUCCAUGUUUGUUGGGAUUAUGGCUUCUGUGUAUUGUCAAUUGUGUAAUGCUUGUCUCUAUUGUUGGGUAUAAGGAUUAUAGUGAAUUGCUUAUAAAUGUCGAAAAUACCCUUAAUUUUAUAUUUGGUUAUCA
Erythranthe guttata (spotted monkey flower) is the source of this 2257-nucleotide messenger RNA. Its product is annotated as bifunctional dihydrofolate reductase-thymidylate synthase 1. Gene Ontology annotation, cellular component: cytosol; mitochondrion. NCBI's taxonomy places the organism in Eukaryota, Viridiplantae, Streptophyta, Magnoliopsida, Lamiales, Phrymaceae. The record is from RefSeq and is a predicted model, not a curated record. Gene Ontology annotation, biological process: one-carbon metabolic process; dTMP biosynthetic process; tetrahydrofolate biosynthetic process. Gene Ontology annotation, molecular function: thymidylate synthase activity; dihydrofolate reductase activity.